Molecule: messenger RNA, 1089 nt
Organism: Closterium sp. NIES-67
Lineage: Eukaryota; Viridiplantae; Streptophyta; Zygnematophyceae; Desmidiales; Closteriaceae
Source: the annotation of a GenBank genome assembly
ACGAGGACGUUCGCGUCGCUGUGUCCCCGAGGGAGCCGCUUAGAUGGGUCUUCAACGGAUAGCUCCAGCCCCAUCUGCCGCACUGCUGCUUGCCGUGCGAGUCACGGCGUCAGCAGGGACCCGAAGAUGACAAGGAGAAUAAAGUCGCCAGCAGGACGCAGCAGAUUCGAUUCGUGCUUCUUCAACGCGCAGCGUACCUGGCGCCCGACUCGACGGUGGAGCAAGCUAACCUUGCAGAUGCUUCGGGCGUGAUGGACCUUCCCGUGCAAGCUGCGCCGGCGGCUGGCAUCGCACCCUGGGGCCGCACUCACCACUCUUCCUUCUGUGCCCACGAUUGCUCCGAAAUAGCCCGAGCGAGAUUACAAGCCGUAGCCACGACGAGAAGGCAUUUUGUUGGGAAAGGUACGAGUCAUUCGCCGCAGAGGAGAGGGAAACCAUGGCUGGCACGCAGGGGGGGCAGACGCAAGGAUCGGGGAAGGUUCCUUUGCUAUCCCGCGUGGAGAUGGUGCACUAUCCGGCCGUGGGAGGCACCGUGGGCGGCGACGGCGAGGGCUGCCAGUGGCACAUGCUGGCGCGCGACCGCUGCUUCCUCCGCGCCGUCACCUACCGCGCCCACUGCGCGCUCGAGCACAUGACCCUAGGCGACUUGCGCGAGUACCGAGACUCCCACCACCUGGACUCCCACCACCUGGACUCCCACCACCUGGACUCCCACCACCUGGACUCCCACCACCUGGACUCCCACCACCUGGACUCGGUGCCUCCUGUGGCGCUGAACCAGCGGGUCACGGCGAUGCUUGCGCUUUCGUGCGAGAUGGGCGUGCCGCCGAUGAGCUUGGAGGGGGAGGGCGUGCCGCCAAUGGUAGCAGGGGUGAUGAGGUUGGUGGCAGCAGCAACGCGGAAGGCCAAGACAUUCCCGAGGGCAUGCACAUGAGUGGCGUGAGAGCCACUGACUUUGCCCUUGCUGUCGCCACGGUGUUCUCUCGACCAGAGUACGGCAAAGCGUCUCACGUGCACACCAUUGACUCGACCGAUGGGAGCAGGGCGAGGAUGGAGGGUGCGGCCAUUGAGGACGCCAGACACAGCCUG